AUGGCGCUGCUGCUGGCGCUCCUGAUGGCCCUGCUGACAUCCCGGGCGGGCCGCGGGGGCGCCGCGCCCAUCGCGCCCAACGGCACGCUGGAGGCCGAGCUGGAGCUCCGCUGGGACAGCUGGGUGGCGCGCUCGCUUGCGCGGCUGCCCGCGGCCGCGCGGCCCAAGGAAGCGACCGUGCAGAGUGGCGCCGGCGACUACCUGCUGGGUAUCAAGCGGCUGAGGCGACUCUACUGCAACGUGGGCAUCGGCUUCCACCUCCAGGUGCUGCCCGACGGCCGCAUCGGCGGCGUGCACGCCGACACGGGCGACAGUCUGCUGGAACUCUCGCCGGUGGAGCGGGGCGUCGUGAGCAUCUUUGGCGUCUCCAGCCGGUUCUUUGUGGCCAUGAACAGCAAGGGCAAGCUCUAUGGGUCGCCUUUCUUCACCGAGGAAUGCAUGUUCAAAGAAACCCUGCUCCCCAAUAACUACAACGCCUACGAGUCCUACAAGUCCCCCGGCAUGUUCAUCGCCCUGAGUAAGAACGGGAAGACCAAGAAGGGGAACCGGGUGUCACCCACCAUGAAGGUCACCCACUUCCUCCCCCGGCUGUGA
Loxodonta africana (African savanna elephant) is the source of this 594-nucleotide messenger RNA. RefSeq names its product fibroblast growth factor 4 (gene FGF4). Gene Ontology annotation, cellular component: cytoplasm. The record is from RefSeq and is a predicted model, not a curated record. Gene Ontology annotation, molecular function: fibroblast growth factor receptor binding; growth factor activity. The coding region runs from base 1 to 594 and encodes 197 amino acids. Gene Ontology annotation, biological process: fibroblast growth factor receptor signaling pathway; cell differentiation; animal organ morphogenesis. The transcript is spliced from 3 exons. Lineage: Eukaryota; Metazoa; Chordata; Mammalia; Proboscidea; Elephantidae.